UUGGGUUUACGGAGGCAGUGUAUACGUGUGACGACAGCCAGUAGCACACAUGGGGGUUCUGAUUGAAGUGACGUCUAGCAGUCACUAAUGCCACCUUCCCAAAUUACCAGCUUGAUUAUCUAAACCCGAAAACUCACCACCAAAACAUGGGCCUAAUGUGGCACCUUAGCCCCUUUAUUGCUGACGAACUGGCUUGAAAACAUUUACAGCACGAAUGUCACCCUGCCAACAUGAAAGCCACAUAGCCUCACUGCCUUCCUUGAGGUCUGCCUCCUGUGACCCUGGUGGCUGUCCACACUCCUCUGCUUGUGUGAGUGCCACCUGACCUGCAGGGACUGCGCCCCCUUCCUUCCUCUUGGCUCUUCAUUCGUGCCAUUCAGACUCCAGCUCUCGCAGGACUUCGGAGCAGUGAAUGGAUGGUUUCUUACAGGCCCUCAAAGUGCCAUGAGGAAACAAUCGAGGAAAGUACCCCAGUAGUUGACCAUGGCAGACUCAUUGCAGGACAGAAGCACCCAUGCCAGGCGGGCAGAGCCUCUUCCCUAGAGCCGAGUAGGCUCAGACCUUUGUGUGUCACUGUUCCUCCCCGCGUAGUACACCAGUGCUGGAGAGGGGCUCUGGGCACACACUUAGUUGUGGGCCCAUGCUGGAUCUCAGUAGACAUCCUGGGAGUUCCUCCCCAGAAGCUGGCUUCCAGCUCAGGACACCCAGUGCUGAAGGAGAUGGGGCCUGCGCUUUGUAGAAAGGGAGGGAGGUUUGGCAAAGCCAGUGGGGAGAGAGGCCCUGCCCACUGAAUGAGAUGCAGUGAGAGGGACCCAGAGGAACUCUCAGAAAUCUCAAAAUGCCCCACAGAGAAGUUGAAAGAUCCAACAGGCCCGAGAAUGACAGAUCUACUUGUAUCUUCCAGGAACCCCUCUGGCCUCUCUGGAGUCCUCCUUGCCUGGAAACGGGCAGCAGUGGAGGAGGGGAAGGAGGGAGCCCUGUCCUUCUCCAAAGGCCUCGGCCCUGGGACUGGCCCUGCAGGGAGAGAUGUCUUUCUUCCAGGGACCCAUCCUUCCUCCUCAAGGUUGCGGUACCGGAUGUGCAGUUUGGCCCCAUGAGAUUUCACCAGGAUCAGCUUCAGGUACUUUUAGUGUUUACCAAAGAAGACAACCAGUGUAAUGGGUUCUGGAGGGCAUGUGAGAAAGCCGGGUUCAAGUGCACAGUCGUCAAGGAGGCACAGACUGUGCUGUCCUGCUUCCUGGACAAACACCAUGACAUCAUCAUCAUUGACCACAGAAACCCCCGGCGGCUGGACGCGGAGGCACUGUGCAGGUCUAUCAGAUCAUCAAAACUCUCAGAAAACACGGUUAUUGUUGGUGUAGUAUGCAGGACAGACAGAGAGGAGCCGUCUGUACGGCCCUUCAUUGCUGCCGGCUUUACGAGGAGAUACGUAGAAAACCCCAGCAUGAUGGCCUGUUACAAUGAGCUGCUGCAGCUGGAGUUCGGAGAGGUGCGGUCCCAACUGAAGCUCAGGGCUUGUAACUCAGUAUUCACUGCUUUAGAGAAAAGCCAAGAAGCCAUUGAGAUUACGAGUGAGGACCAUGUCAUCCAGUAUGCAAAUCCUGCGUUUGAAAUGACAAUGGGGUACCAGUCCGGUGAGUUAGUGGGGAAGGAGUUGGAAGAAGUGCCAGCCAACGAGAAAAAGGCCGACUUGCUGGAUACCAUAAACUCAUGCGUCAGGAUAGGCAAGGAGUGGCAAGGAGUUUACUACGCCAAAAAGAAAAAUGGAGAUAAUGUACAACAGAAUGUGAAGAUAAUACCUGUCAUUGGACAGGGAGGAAAGAUUAGACACUAUGUGUCCAUUAUCAGAGUGUGCAAUGGCAGCAACAAGGCUGAGAAAAUACCUGAACGGGUUCAGCACGACAGUCAAACAGAUAAUCAGACAAGCAAGUACAAAGACAGGAGGAAAGGCUCGCUGGACGUCAGAGCUAUUGCCUCUCAAACAAGUGAAGCUUCCAGCCAGAGGCGACACUCCUCCUUGGCCAGGAUACAUUCUAUGACCAUCGAGGCACCCAUCACCAAGGUGAUCAACAUCAUCAAUGCUGCCCAGGAGAGCAGUCCCAUGCCUGUGACCAAAGCCCUGGACCGCGUGCUGGAGAUCCUGAGGACCACCGAGCUGUACUCACCGCAGUUCAGUGCCAAGGAGGAAGAUCCUCACGCCACGGACCUGGUUGGGGGUUUGGUGUCCGAUGGUUUGCGAAGAUUAUCAGGGAAUGAACACGUUCUUGGAACAAAAAACCUUCACGGGGUUUCAAGCAGUGUCAUCUCCCUUCGUGACGUCCCCUCCCGGAUAGCACAGGCCAUGGAAAACGAAGAACACUGGGACUUUGAUAUUUUUGAACUGGAGGCUGCCACCCACAAGAGGCCUCUGGUUUAUCUCGCUCUCAAAACGUUUGCUCGCUUUGGGAUCUGUGAAUUCUUAAACUGCUCAGAGUCGACAAUGAGGUCCUGGCUGCAGGUUAUCGAAGCCAGUUACCAUCCCUCCAACCCCUACCACAACUCCACGCAUUCUGCUGACGUGCUCCACGCCACUGCGUACUUCCUCUCCAGGGAGAGGAUAAAGGAGACCUUAGAUCCCAUGGAUGAGGUGGCCGCCCUUAUCGCAGCCACCAUUCACGAUGUGGAUCACCCCGGGAGAACCAACUCCUUCCUGUGCAACGCGGGCAGCGAGCUGGCCAUUCUGUACAACGACAUCGCCGUGCUGGAGAGCCACCACGCGGCCUUGGCCUUCCAGCUGACCGCCAGAGACGAGUGUAACAUCUUCAAGAACAUGGAGAGGAGCGACUACCGCAUGCUCCGUCAGGGUAUCAUCGACAUGGUCUUAGCCACAGAAAUGACAAAGCACUUUGAGCAUGUCAACAGAUUUGUCAACAGUGUCACCAAGCCCUUGGCAGCACUCGAGGAAAAUGAGGAAAUGAAUAAAGACCAGGAGGCCAUCGCCACCAUGCUCAGGACCCCGGAGAGCCGGACUCUGAUCAAGCGGAUGCUGAUCAAGUGCGCCGAUGUGUCCAACCCCUGCCGCGCCCUGGACCACUGCCUCGAGUGGGCCGCCCGCAUCUCCGAGGAGUACUUCUCCCAGACGGACGAGGAGAAGCAGCGGGACUUGCCCGUGGUCAUGCCAGUCUUUGACAGAAACACCUGCAGCAUCCCUAAAUCCCAGAUCUCCUUCAUUGACUACUUCAUCACGGAAAUGUUUGACGCCUGGGAUGCUUUCGUGGACCUGCCUGACUUGAUGCAGCACCUUGACGACAACUUCAAUUACUGGAAGAGGCUGGAUGAGCUGGAUCUGCGGAGCCUCCGGCCGCCUCCCGAGUAGCACGGGACCCGAGAGGGCUCCUGCUCGUCAGUUCCAGGGCUCAUCUGCAGGCUGUGACAGCUCACAGGGCAUCGGGAACCUUCUGUGACCACCAGCAAGGGUUGGCGCAGAGGCUGUCCAGGGAGGCACCUGAGAACGGUUUGCCUGUCAACGUGGGCCUGCAGAGGGGACCAGUGCGUUCCCGCCAGCAAAUUUCUCCAUUAUGGUGAGCACUGAAACGGCUCCUGGCAAUCUGUCGGUCCUUAGCAACUUUUCACUCUGGAACACUGCUGAAAGGGACCUCUCGUUUCAAAUUGACAGCAAAUAAAAUACCAAGAAAUUUUGAAGUUGAUUAAUAUCAAUUAUUAAAAUGUUUUAUUUAUUUUAUUAGAAGCUCAAUAUUUUUAUGAAUUUAAAAAUACGUCAAAGCCAAUGGCCAAAUUUACAUGGUUCAUAUUCAUUAAAUAUGCACUUUUUUGCAUAAUGCAAAUUAAAACAUAAAAUGACAUUUCUACUGCACUAUAGAAACGAUUGACGCCAGCAGGAAAGGCACUGUCUGGUGUGCUCUGCAGGUGGACUCCCCAGGGAAGAAUUAGAACUUGACCAUGUUUGCUACGAUUUUAUACUGUUUCUAUAAAAUAUUUCCCACACAGAGCAAACAUGGACUACUUAAUGGAUCGACACUGUUACAACCAACCUGUUUUCAUCUGCAGUAGGGAUCAUUAAUUUCAGAAAUUUAUAAAGGUCUGUAUCGUCACAUUUCAAGUAAGCAUAAUAAAUACCAUUAAAAAAAGACACUUGACAUGUUAGUGUUGGUUUCAUUUUAAACUUGUAUUUU
Castor canadensis (American beaver) is the source of this 4172-nucleotide messenger RNA. Lineage: Eukaryota; Metazoa; Chordata; Mammalia; Rodentia; Castoridae. The record is from RefSeq and is a predicted model, not a curated record.